AUGUCUGGCCUCGAGAAGGCUCUCUUCAACCUCAAGUUCACGUCGAAACAGCUCAACAGGCAAGCUGCCAAAGCCGACCGAGACUCUCGUGCUGAACAGGCCAAACUCAAGAAAGCCUUGGCUCAAACUCCGCCUCAACCCCAGAUCGCCCGUCUCUACGCCACGAACUCGGUCCGCAAUUCUCAACAAAGAAUCCAGCUUCUUACCUUGGCGGCGCGAAUCGAUGCUGUCGCUGCCCGCGUUCAAACUGCCAUAACCAUGCGCACCGUGACUGCGUCAAUGGCGCAAACGGUUAAGGGAAUGGAUGCCGCAUUAAAGAACAUGGACCUGGAAAAGAUAGGAGCUGUGAUGGAGAAAUUUGAAGCACAAUUUGAAGAUCUAGACGUUGUCUCUGGCUAUUACGAGGGUGUGGCAGGUGGCGUCGAGAGCCAACAGGUUGGAGUUGAAGGCCAGAGUGAGGUGGAGGCCUUGAUGAGCCGCGUCGCCGAUGAAGCGGGAAUUGAAUUGUCCCAGGAAAUGCAGCAGAAUGUUCCGGAGCACGAGCUACCGGCAAACGAAUCGGCAGAGAGGGCGAAACUUGAGGAAGGCUUGGGAGACAGGUUGAGAGCCCUCAGAAACUGA
Cladophialophora psammophila CBS 110553 is the source of this 621-nucleotide messenger RNA. RefSeq lists its product as uncharacterized. The record is from RefSeq and is a predicted model, not a curated record. Bases 1 to 621 code for a protein of 206 amino acids. NCBI's taxonomy places the organism in Eukaryota, Fungi, Ascomycota, Eurotiomycetes, Chaetothyriales, Herpotrichiellaceae. Gene Ontology annotation, cellular component: ESCRT III complex; multivesicular body. Gene Ontology annotation, biological process: protein transport; late endosome to vacuole transport; endosome transport via multivesicular body sorting pathway. The transcript is spliced from 2 exons.